This is a messenger RNA of Procambarus clarkii (red swamp crayfish), 1008 nucleotides long. Its product is annotated as ice nucleation protein-like. The record is from RefSeq and is a predicted model, not a curated record. Lineage: Eukaryota; Metazoa; Arthropoda; Malacostraca; Decapoda; Cambaridae.
AUGGCGGCAGACUGCCCAAGCAGCAUGGCGGCAGACUGCCCAAGCAGCAUGGCGGCAGACUGCCCAAGCAGCAUGGCGGCAGACUGCCCAAGCAGCAUGGCGGCAGACUGCCCAAGCAGCAUGGCGGCAGACUGCCCAAGCAGCAUGGCGGCAGACUGCCCAAGCAGCAUGGCGGCAGACUGCCCAAGCAGCAUGGCGGCAGACUGCCCAAGCAGCAUGGCGGCAGACUGCCCAAGCAGCAUGGCGGCAGACUGCCCAAGCAGCAUGGCGGCAGACUGCCCAAGCAGCAUGGCGGCAGACUGCCCAAGCAGCAUGGCGGCAGACUGCCCAAGCAGCAUGGCGGCAGACUGCCCAAGCAGCAUGGCGGCAGACUGCCCAAGCAGCAUGGCGGCAGACUGCCCAAGCAGCAUGGCGGCAGACUGCCCAAGCAGCAUGGCGGCAGACUGCCCAAGCAGCAUGGCGGCAGACUGCCCAAGCAGCAUGGCGGCAGACUGCCCAAGCAGCAUGGCGGCAGACUGCCCAAGCAGCAUGACAGCAGACUGCCCAAGCAGCAUGACAGCAGACUGCCCAAGCAGCAUGACAGCAGACUGCCCAAGCAGCAUGACAGCAGACUGCCCAAGCAGCAUGACAGCAGACUGCCCAAGCAGCAUGGCGGCAGACUGCCCAAGCAGCAUGGCGGCAGACUGCCCAAGCAGCAUGGCGGCAGACUGCCCAAGCAGCAUGGCGGCAGACUGCCCAAGCAGCAUGGCGGCAGACUGCCCAAGCAGCAUGGCGGCAGACUGCCCAAGCAGCAUGGCGGCAGACUGCCCAAGCAGCAUGACAGCAGACUGCCCAAGCAGCAUGACAGCAGACUGCCCAAGCAGCAUGACAGCAGACUGCCCAAGCAGCAUGACAGCAGACUGCCCAAGCAGCAUGACAGCAGACUGCCCAAGCAGCAUGAUGGCACAAAAGACAAGCUCGAGCGAACAAGCCCGCGUGAAAGCAGACAUAUAUUUAAGACCGUCUUGA